Hydra vulgaris (swiftwater hydra) is the source of this 2221-nucleotide messenger RNA. RefSeq lists its product as uncharacterized. NCBI's taxonomy places the organism in Eukaryota, Metazoa, Cnidaria, Hydrozoa, Anthoathecata, Hydridae. The record is from RefSeq and is a predicted model, not a curated record.
AAUUGUGUUUUUUUUAAAUAGUUUUAUACAUUUUUUCAAGUUUCUUUUAAGUUGACACCUUGUUUAUUAUAACAUGCGGCCUUAAAAAAAUUUGUAAACAAACCAAAAAGCAGAGUAUCAAAUUGUAGAUUGAACCUUGCGAAAGCGUUUUAUUGUUAUUUUUAAGGAGUUAUAAAAUCUAUAAUAUAUAUUAACUAUAUUAUCAAACUUAAUUUAUCACAAUAAUACAAAAAUGCCUCCUGUAAAAAGAAAUAGACGGUGUAAUUUAUAUGGUGAUAGCCCUUCUGAUCUUCCUAUUACAGAUCUAGCAACUUAUGGUGAUGUAGCAAGAUUUUUCUACAAAUUAAAAGAUAUAGAUGGUAUUUAAGACAAAAAUGUUAUUAUUCAAAGAACGCUUUGUAGUUGAAAAGAAAUAUGGUUCAAUUGCAAAUCCAAAUUAGUUUUGUUACCUGAAAAAAGUUUGAUUGUUAAACUUUUAAAAUUUUAUAAUAAUGUUGUUUCUUGGAAUGGAAAUAAAAUUAAACCUUUAACCAAAAAACUGUUGGAAAAAAAAUAAAGAAAAACUUUUUGAUCUGCUAGCAUAUAACUGCAAGCUUGAAGUUCUUCCUUUUGAUGACAGUAAUAUCAAUUGCUCAGGUUAUUCAAAUGUGCAUCUUUACUGUAGUUGUGUUGGUAGUAAAAAAAGCGCUCCUAUAUAAAAGACCAAAGGGAGAAAAUUGGUACUAAAGGAAAGUUUCAAAUAGGAGGUAUUGAUAACUCUGUUUUGUCACCUACCUCAAGAAAAACAAAGCAAACAAAAGCUUCUGAUGAAGAAAUUUAUAUGAAAGAGUUUGACACAAUCAUGGAUCAGAGUGAAAAUUCAAUUUCACCAUUAAAUCAGACUAGAUCAAAGUACUAUAACACAAUCCACUAUCCCAAAUUUGCUUUAGAGAUAAUUAGAUAUGGAAUAUCAGAUAAAGCAGCUGUCGCUGUAGCUAAUACUCUACUUCAAGAUAUUGGUUAUCUACAUCUAAAUGAUGUAAUUGAUCCAAGUAAAAUGAAGAGAGUGAAAGAAUGAGUAUGCUAUAAUGCUAGUUUUAAGCAAUCUAAAGUUUCAAAUAUAAAAGUAAUUGGUUUGGAUAGCAAACGUAAUAAAAACUCAUUAGUUUACGAACAGAUAGAUAUUGAUGGUGAAAUAAAACUUUGUAAAUAUACCAGCACUGUAGACCACUUGACAAUUGAAUCAGUUGCAAGGUCAAUAUCUAAAGCACAUAGAUGUACCUAAAGAAAAAGGUAAAGGAAAAAGAUCUUGCUGAAUUUACCUGUAAUGUUCUCAAGGAGUUUAAGAGUGAUAAAAGUAUCCAGGCAAUAAUUUUGGACAAUACAAGUGUUAAUACAGGUAAAGAUAAUGGUUUAGUUGCUUGUCUUGAAGGAAUAUUAAAAAGAAGAAUUCAUUUAAUUAGCUGUCUUCUACAUGUUAACGAGUUACCAUUGCGUCAUUUAAUUUAUAAACUUAAUGGUUCUUCUAAUAGCUUAAAUAAUUAUUCUGGACCAGUUGAAAAAGCUUUGACAAAUCCAAUUCAUUUAAAUUUAACUGUUGACUUCAUACAAGUUGAGACAGACGUUGAAUAUCCUCCUCCGUGUGUCAUUAAAGACCUCUCUGCUGACCAGAGAAUGCUACUGGAAUAUAGUAUUGGAAUUUCUAGAGGGUUUUCAGACAAUAAGUAUCUGAGAAAAAAAAUAGGCCCUAUUUGUCAUGCAAGGUGGCUAACAACAGCAGUAUGGAUUUUGGUACUAUACACAAGAACAAUCAAUCCCAGUAGAGAGCUCAAAAUCUUUGUUGAAUAUAUUCAAACAGUAUAUACUCCUAUAUGGUUUAAUAUCAAAAAGUCUAAAAGUCUUAGAGAGGGUCCUAAACUCAUUUUCCAAUUUAUUUGGCGGAUUUUGAGGUUGGAUACUGAAGUUCAAAAUAUUACAUUGCCCAUAACUUAUGCCAUUCCAGUUAUUGAUUGUAGAUGUAAAAACUGGUCAAAAUUAAUAAAUUUGUAUGAUAUAGACUGUUUUGAGCCCACUUGUGUGGAAGAUAAAUCAAAUGAGGAGCUUUUGAAUUGAUUCCGAAUCAGGGAAAGGCUCCUAACUUUCCGUGCCACCCGCAAACGGUUGAAAGAGCAGUGAAAAUGACUUCUGAUGCUAGCGGAAAAUUUAUUAAUUUGUUUAUUAUUAUUAUUAAUUUGGUUCAGCA